Molecule: messenger RNA, 336 nt
Organism: Staurois parvus
Lineage: Eukaryota; Metazoa; Chordata; Amphibia; Anura; Ranidae
Source: the annotation of a GenBank genome assembly
CCCUUCCAGUCCGGACACUUUCACCCCCCUUCCAGUCCGGACACUUUCACUCCCUUCCAGUCCGGACACUUUCCCCCCCUUCCAGUCCGGACACUUUCCCCCCCCUUCCAGUCCGGACACUUUCAUCUCCCUUCCAGUCCGGAAACUUUCCCCCCCUUCCAGUCCGGACACUUUCCCCCCCUUCCAGUCCGGACACUUUCACCCCCUUCCAGUCCGGACACUUUCCCCCCCUUCCAAGUCCAGGCCAAUUUUCAGCUUUCAGCGUUAUCAAAUUUGAAUGACAAUUGCGCGGUCAUGCAACACUGUACCCAUAUAAAUUUUUUAACAUUUUUUUGA